This is a messenger RNA of Lytechinus pictus (painted urchin), 2633 nucleotides long. RefSeq names its product U2 small nuclear ribonucleoprotein A'-like. The coding region runs from base 205 to 1038 and encodes 277 amino acids. The transcript is spliced from 11 exons. The record is from RefSeq and is a predicted model, not a curated record. Gene Ontology annotation, biological process: mRNA splicing, via spliceosome. NCBI's taxonomy places the organism in Eukaryota, Metazoa, Echinodermata, Echinoidea, Temnopleuroida, Toxopneustidae. Gene Ontology annotation, cellular component: U2 snRNP. Gene Ontology annotation, molecular function: protein binding; U2 snRNA binding.
AAGUCACUUUCGACAAUUCCUGAAACGGCGUCUUUGAAACGUGUUUUUUAUGUGAUUAAAUUGUGUUCACUGAAGUAAAACAGAUCUGUAAAAUGGUUAAAUUAACACCGGAAUUGAUUGAUCAGGCAGCACAGUACCUGAAUCCUGUGAGGGAUAGAGAAAUUGAUCUCCGUGUGUAGAGCAGCUCUUGAUUGGCAGCGGUCAAUGACUCGUCAAUUCCGAUUCCAGAACCUUUCAGUUUUCUGCGGGAUCGGAGAACUUCGUUCCGUUUUCGGAUACAAGAUUCCAGUCAUUGAGAACCUUGGUGCAACAAUGGAUCAGUUCGACACCAUUGAUCUGUCAGACAAUGAACUGCGUAAACUUGAUGGGUUUCCCCUCCUCAAAAGAAUGAAAACUCUCAUACUCAACAAUAAUAGAAUAUGCCGUAUCGGAGAGAAUCUUCAAGAAAAUCUUCCCAAACUUGAUUCAAUCAUCCUCACAAACAACAGUAUUGCAGAAUUGGGGGAUUUAGACAAUCUUUCCACCAUCACAACUUUAACCUCACUGAGUCUAUUAAGGAAUCCUGUAAUGGGUAAGAAACACUACAGACUGUAUGUUGUUCACAAGGUACCCAGCCUUAGGAUAUUGGACUUCAGGAAAAUCAAACUCAAAGAAAGGGAAGCGGCUGCUCAACUAUUCAAAGGAAAGAAAGGAGAGAAACUUGCUAAAGAUCUUGGCAGGAGAGCAAGAACGUUUGUUCCCGGUGCUGGUCUGCCGACUGAGCAGAAGACGGGUCCUUCACCAGAAGAUAUUGCAGCCAUCAAGGCCGCUAUUGCCAAGGCAGAGAGCUUUGAAGAGGUGGAGAGACUGAAACAACUUCUCCAGUCUGGUCAAAUCCCAGGCAAGGAUGACACUGCAGGCAAGAAAAAAGCACAAGCGGAAGGAGGAGAGAUGGAAGAGGAGAAAGAGGAAGAGGAGGAACCCAUGGAUGAAGGCCAAAGUCAAGCUCAAGGUCAAACGGGAUUUAAUAAAUGGGACCCUCCUAUUGCAGUACACUGACAGAGUAACCCUGACAUAGCAACAGAAAAUAGACUGUAAUGGAGCAUGGAAAGCUUCCAGAAUCCAUGACUGUGUAUCAUGUACAUGUACCUCAGCGGAAGUAAAAGAGAGAUUUAUGGGAAAUAUUUCCUGGAGUACUGUAUGGAGUCCACAUUGGCAAGAUAUGAAGUCAAAACGUUUGACAAUAAUGUACAAUGUAAACAUCUCCAGUAAAGUUUUCAAGCCAUAUUCACAGUGGAUAUAUCUGCUCUGGUUGGAUGCAAGUGUUUAAGGGACCAUGAUUUGCUGGACGCGAUGUUACAAGAAUCUGAAGAUUUUGAAGAAAUCCUUUGAUUUUAUUUUAGUUGAACUCUUGAGAUAAUGAUAAUACUUAGCAGGAUGUUUGCUUUUGGUCGAGAUAGCCGUUAAUGGUGGACGACGGGAAAUAUGGAUUUACAAGUCCAUUCUGGGAUCUAUCUCAAGAGACUCUUUGUUCACCCAGGCUAAUAUGUUGAUUUUUUUCACCCAAAGUAUCAUGCUUAAUUAGUUGUGAGAUAUUGAAACAAAAAAUUGUUUGUCAUUAAUGAAUUCCUGAAGUACAGGAAAGCUACAAUAGAAUCUAUUGAAAGAACAGGGCAUCGAAAUGGAAUGCCAACAUUUAUAAAAUGAUUUUAAAAGGGUUUUAUAGGAAAUUAUAUAAAUUUCUUUUUUUUUUAGAUUUUGAAAUUUCUGCUGGACUUAAUAUUCAUUUUUGCAAGGAAAAGCAAUCACUCUCAAUAAUUGAAAUGAAGUAUUGAAUUAUUAGAAUAUAUUAUUGGAGAAUAGUACGAAAAUUAUUGAAUUAGUCUUGGAAAGUGGAAUUUAUGUUACACCUUGACAUUAUCAGAUCAAGGAGAUGAAUUUUCUGUUAGAUGAAUGAAUUUUUCCUCUUUCAAAAGAUUUUUUUUUUUAGAAAUCAUAAAAGAUCUUACUUUUCAAGUCUCAUUAGGUACAAAUAGGCCAAGUCCUUAAAAUUUGAGCCAACUUUUUUUAGUUACACCUGCAUUACGUUUUUACAAGGUUAUGAAAUGUCUAAAAUAAUGAUUUAUGUAUUUUACCAAGAAGGCAAUUCUUCAAAUUCCGUUUCCAUUUAUGUAUUUAUUUGGAUUGAUGGACUUCCCUUUUUUGUGUGGGGGGGGGGGGGGGAUGGGCUACUAAGAAUGAGGUAGUCAAAGUAGUACUAAUUUUGAGAUCAAAACUGAUUAUGAUUAUAAUGAUUAUAACAAUUCAUAUUAUUUUUAAUUCAGAGAGCAUAUUAUGCAUCAUCAUCUUAGUUUGCCAAGUAACUAUGGUAUUUGUAAUUAUAAAAAAAAAUCCUGCCAAUGUACCUUACCAAAAGUCAAGUCCCAUCUUGCAAGAAUCCCCUCAAGCGAAGUUUCAUUGCUUCUCCUCACAUUUCAGCACAGACAAAACGAUGGGGAAUGCUGGAAAAAUCGCUGUGGAAAGAUGCAUAGCCCCUUUCCUGCUGAGAGUCGUGGCAUUGGCUUUUGGUAGGGUGUGUGAUAGUAGGUUCAUUGUACAUUUUAUUUCCAUUUUGUAAGAUAUUUUCAAGUAAAAAGGAUGAAAAAUGUCCUCGA